This is a messenger RNA of Arabidopsis arenosa, 536 nucleotides long. NCBI's taxonomy places the organism in Eukaryota, Viridiplantae, Streptophyta, Magnoliopsida, Brassicales, Brassicaceae. The record is from the annotation of a GenBank genome assembly.
UGUCGGAAAAAAGAAUAAGCAUGGUCGAGAAAAGUAACAACAAGAGACAAAGAGUGAACCAAGUUCCAAAGUUCAGUAUCAACGACCACCACGACGUUCUUGUAGAAAUCCUCCGGCGACUAGACGGUCCAUCUCUUUGCUCAGCCGCAUGUGUGUGCCGUCUUUGGUCGGCCGUGGCUCGUAAUGACUCUAUAUGGGAAGAGCUCUGUUUCCGACAAGUUUCACCACGACCUUCUUUGUCUCUUCGUUCCGUUGUGUCGGCUCUUGGUGGCUACCGAUGUCUCUACUUUCUCUGUAUCCGUCCCGUCCUCGCACGACUUCCUAAGCUUCGUUGGACACGAGACCAGCUUCAGUUCUCUUUGUCACUUUACUGUGUUCAUUACUACGAGCGCCUCUACGUCGGCGCGUGGCUUGGAGACGCGCCACCUUCGUCGCUUAUGUUUCUUCGGAAGCCCGUUAACGUUGUCUGAACCGGAACCGGAACCGGAACGGCCCUUUUUUUGUUUCUCGACGAUUAAUAAAUUAUUAGUUCCCAA